UAUGCAAUGGCUUCUCCUAUAACAUCUCAAGAAAAUGCAACAUGUCAAUGGCUUAGAGAAUUGCCCAAGAAAAUAAAGAAAUCGGGGCAAGAUGAUCCUAGAAGGAUUACUCAUUCUCUCAAAGUAGGAUUUGCACUCACAUUGGUCUCCAUGUUCUUCUAUGUCCAAGCUCUUUAUGAUAGCUUUGGUGUCAAUACAUUGUGGGCUAUUAUGACGGUCGUUGUUGUCAUGGAAUUUUCUGUUGGAGCAACUCUUGGAAAAGGACUAAAUAGAAUGGCAGCAACAUUGCUAGGUGGUUUUCUAGGUUUUGGAGUUCAACAACUAGCAACUUUGCCUGGAAAGACAAAUCAGCCAAUACUAUUGGCAAUUUUUCUCUUCAUCAUAGGUGCGGUGAUGACAUAUAUUAGGUGUAUCCCUGGAGUGAAAGCAAAAUAUGAUUAUGGAUUCUCAAUUUUCAUAUUAACCUUCAGUCUUGUAUCUAUAUCCGGUUAUAGAAAUGAUGAGAGUGAAACACUAGAAUUAUCUUGCAAGAGACUAUUCACAAUUAUCAUUGGAAGCAUUUUGUCUAUGAUUGUAUCCGCUUGCAUAUUUCCGGUGUGGAUAGGAGAGGAUCUUCAUAAUUCCGUUGCUAAAAACAUAGAAAAGAUAGGCGAUUUCUUAGAAGGGUUCAUCAAUGAUUCCUUUAAUGUAAUGGAGGAGAAGAAAUCCAAGAAUGAGAAAUCAUUUGCUGAGGAAUAUGAAAGUGUUCUUAAUUCAAAAACCAAGGAAGAAAACAUGGCUAAUUUGGCUUCAUGGGAACCUCGACAUGGCAAGUUUCAAUUCAAUCAUCCAUGGAAGCAAUACUUGAAAGUUGGAAACUCAACGAGGCAAUGUGCUUACAAAAUGGAAGCCCUAGAUUGCCACAUUAAGUCUAAGAUCCAAAUUACACAUGAACUAAGGAACAAAAUUAAGGAUACAUGCCAACACAUUUGCUUAGAAUCCGGGAAGGCUUUGAAGGAGUUAUCUUUAUCAAUUAAAUCAAUGAAAUGCUUAUCAAAAACAAAUUAUAAGGCUCACAUUGCAAAUGCCAAAGAGGCAAUUGAAUCCCUAAGCACUAUGUUAAAAUCAAAUCUCUCAGGAGGAGGAGUAGAGGUUAAUCUACUAGAGGUAGUGGCAAUUGCUGCAAUGGCUUCACUCCUAAUGGAUGUUGUGAUUAGCAUUGAAAGAAUUUCGGAACAAGUUGAUGAAUUAGCAUCCUUGGCACAUUUCAAGAGUCAUAAUAAUGUUCAUCAAGAUGAAACAAAAGCUACGAGAACAAGACCGUUACCUUUGCUUCGUGAAGGGAUUAUGAAACGGUUUUUCCCUCGUGACAAAAUGCCACAUCAUCACAACAACAGAAUUCAUGAGUCUUCAAUAUGUUCGCCGAAACAAAAUAGGAGUUCAACCAUAGAAGUGAUUGUUCAGUAAUCAAUUUAAUUAACUAAAUACAGUAUAAGAGUUUAAUUAUUCUUUCAUUCAUAAAAAAGU
Molecule: messenger RNA, 1506 nt
Organism: Arachis duranensis
Lineage: Eukaryota; Viridiplantae; Streptophyta; Magnoliopsida; Fabales; Fabaceae
Product: aluminum-activated malate transporter 2-like
Exons: 6
Coding region: 7-1446 (479 amino acids)
Biological process (GO): malate transport
Cellular component (GO): plant-type vacuole membrane
Source: RefSeq, a predicted model, not a curated record